Exophiala mesophila is the source of this 771-nucleotide messenger RNA. RefSeq lists its product as uncharacterized. Gene Ontology annotation, biological process: peptidyl-lysine dimethylation. The transcript has 2 exons. The coding region runs from base 1 to 771 and encodes 256 amino acids. The record is from RefSeq and is a predicted model, not a curated record. Lineage: Eukaryota; Fungi; Ascomycota; Eurotiomycetes; Chaetothyriales; Herpotrichiellaceae. Gene Ontology annotation, molecular function: protein-lysine N-methyltransferase activity.
AUGGGCGACGAGAGCUCCAGUGAUGAUGAACCGGCCUCGGCGGCUUUGUUCAAUGAACCCGAGGGCUACUAUCAACCAGAAAAGCCAGCUACCUUCACCAACUACACCCUGACAAACGGGCGCCAUUUCAACCUUCGCCUUGUUGGCCAUAGUCCUCUAUGGGGGCAUCUACUAUGGAACGCCGGACAGGUCGUUGCGCAAUAUCUUGAAGAAAAUGCGCAAUCCCUUGUCAAAAACAAAACUGUCCUGGAGCUUGGAGCUGGAGCUGGACUCCCUAGUCUGGUCUCGGCCACUCUAGGUGCAAAGCAGGUCGUCGUCACCGACUAUCCAGAGUCGGAUCUCAUUUCCAACCUUCAAUACAACAUCCAACACAACCUGACCGAAGCAGACUCUCCAAUCUCCGCCCACGGAUUUCUUUGGGGUGCACCUGCACAAGGUUUGAAAGACAAACUCAGCCCUGAUGCUGACGGAUUCCAUCUCUUGAUCCUCGCCGAUAUUCUUUUUAAUCAUUCUGAGCAUGGCAAACUUCUGGCUACUUUGAGAGAUUGUCUGGCCAAAUCCAACGAUGCAGUCGCUCUGGUGUUCUUUACCCCCUACCGACCAUGGCUGUUGGAGAAGGACUUAAACUUCUUUGACAUUGCCCGUGCUGCAGGCUUUACCGUUGAGCAAGUAAUGGAAUAUACGAUGGAAAAGGUCAUGUUUGAAAACGAUCCAGGGGACCAACAGUUGCGCAGAACCGUCUUUGGAUACACAAUCAAAUGGGUGCUGUGA